UAACCCAACACGGACAUGAGUCAAAACACCAGUUGAUAGCUUCAGCUCCUGAAAUAAUUUUUCAACUGGUGUAAACACAUGUUUUGCAGUGGUGAUGAAUAUGCCACAAAAUGUUUUGUUUGUUAUUGUAAAGAAAACAUUAUUUUGCAAAAUUGGGGCGAGUUAGCGAACUAGUCGGUGGGAGAGCCAUUCAUUACAGCAAGCAAGCUCUAGCUAGCUAACGUUAUCUAUCAGUGUAGCUAGUGCAAGAGUCAGAGGAUUAAUUCAAACGCUGUGGUCAAGAAAACGUGUAUCCUUUCAUAUCAUAGCAGUCAGCUAGCAAGCCAGCCAGUCAGCAAAAUGAGGAUACGGUCGUCUGUUUUUGCCUGUUUUUGUCUCAUACUGGAGGUAUUAGGCAUUGCCUUGUUUCUUAGGGGAUUUUUCCCAGUCCCUAUCAAAUCUUCUUUUUCAUCGAAGAGCAAGUUGUCAGAUGUUCCGCCUGAACCCUUUACCGGGAGAUCCCUCAACUCUUCCAAAGUCCCGGACGCCCUUUUCAAGAGAGUAGUGAUAGUGUUGAUCGAUGCUCUCAGGGAGGACUUUGUGUUUGGUCCAAAUGGGAGAAAAUACAUGCCUUACAUCAGGCACUUGGUGGAGAGGGGCUCCACACACAGCUUUGUGGCAAAGGCAAGACCUCCUACAGUUACAAUGCCCAGAAUCAAGGCCCUGACCACAGGUAGUAUCCCGGGCUUCAUCGACGUGGUGAUGAACCUGAACUCCCCAGCGCUGCUGGAGGACAACCUCAUCUGGCAGGCCAAGGCAGCGGGCAAGCGGAUGGUGUUCUACGGGGACGACACCUGGGUGAAGCUCUUCCCCAAGCACUUCAUGGAGUACGAUGGCACGACCUCUUUCUUCGUGUCCGACUACACCGAGGUUGACAACAAUGUGACGCGUCACCUGGAUAGCACGCUGAAGAGAGACGACUGGGACAUUCUGAUCUUGCACUACCUAGGCCUGGACCACAUCGGCCACAUCAGUGGACCACACAGCUCCCUCAUCCAGCCCAAACUAAUGGAGAUGGACGACAUCCUCAAGAAGAUUCAUGGCUCCCUCAUCUUAAAGGAGGCAGAGGGGGCGCUGCCCUACCUGCUGGUGCUGUGUGGGGACCACGGGAUGUCCGAGACGGGCAGCCACGGGGGCUCGUCUGAGCAUGAGGUCAACACCCCCCUGGUGCUCAUCAGCCCCACCUUCAAGAAGAAAGUAGGGAUGGAGAAACCGUCAACAGUAGAGCAGGUGGACCUGACCCCGACACUGGCUCUUGGUCUGGGCCUGCCCAUCUCCCAGAACAGCGUGGGCCGACUCAUCCAGCCCGUGGUUGAGGAGGCCUCGCUCAGGGACCAGCUGCGCUUCCUGCACCUCAACGGUCACCAGCUGAGCUACCUGCUGAAGGACAGCAUGCCAGCCUAUGAGAAAGAGGAGGGUUAUGAGCAGUUCCGUGUGGCAGAGAAGUCCCAUGGUAACUGGGUGAAGCUGGUGGUGGAGGGCAACACGUCAGAGGUGCUGACCAACAUGGGGAAGAAGGUGUUCAAGCAGUACCUGGAGGCCCUCAGGGCCAUGAGCGAAGCCCUCAGCAAGCAGCUGGGCAAAUAUGACAUGUAUUCCAUGGUGGUGGGCAUGGUCCUCGUCUUCCAGCUCCUUCUCCUCCUGCUGCUGGCCAUGCCCGAGGCACUGAGCAGUGCCUCAGAGGUGGAUCUCCCUGUGUCCUCUGCUCUGCUCUCGCUGCCCUUCUACCUGCUGUGCCUGCUCCUCUCCUCCGUGCACGUGCUGGUGUGCACGUCGACCGAGAGCUCCUGUUACUUCUGCAGCCUCUCCUGGGGACUGGUGUUCGGGGCAGUGGCCCUCUCCUCAGCCCUGCUCUGCAUCCUGGUAUCCAUGGCAGCCAGGAGGGGAGCAAAGCCCCCUGGGAAGUCUCCAUCCCAUGGUGGUGUCAGUGCUGGGUGGUCUCUGUCAGAGCUGGACAUUCUGCUCCUGGCGGGCACGGCUGGCCACACCCUCAGCCUGUCGGCCAGCAGCUUCGUGGAGGAGGAGCACCAGGUCUGGUACUUCCUGCUUAACACCCUCUGCCUGGUCGUCUUCCAAGACGUCUGUCGCAAGUACUUCCGGGAGCGCCGUGCCAACAUUGGGAGCUUGGAGGACGAAGACUACCUCCUCCCCUCCAAUGAGGGGGACGCGGUUGCCUCACCGUUAGCUGAUCUGGGGGUGACGGAUGCAGGUUCGGAGAAGUGGCUGGCCCUCGCGACCCCACCUCUCACCCUGGCGUGUUGUCGUCUGCUGCGCUCGCUCAACCAGACCGGGGUGCAGUGGGCUUACCUGCCUGACCUGGGACACUGGCUCAACAGCUUGGAACACAAGAUGGUGCUGUCCUUGUUCGCCGCCUUGUCAUUGGCUCUGAUCUACUUCCUGGUCCAGCGGAGAUGUUCCUGGGUGUCCAAGAUUGCCCUGGCCCUUGGCCUUCUGGGUGUCUACAGCUACCGGGCGGCGGUGGGCAACGUUGUGUUUCCGUGGCAACAUGGCGGUGGUAACAUGUCCAAGGGGACCGUGGAGGCACGCUUUGUGUAUGUCUUCGUCCUGGGCAUCCUCUUCACGGGCUCCAAGGACCUGUUGCGGUCCCAGGUCAUCACAGCCGAUGCCCGGCUGAAGAGCAGGGGCUUAUGGGAAAUCUACAGUGGUGUGGUUCUGUUGGUGGCCCUGUUGUUCCGAGCCCACAACCUGCCGGUGCUGUGCUGCUGCUUGCUGGUCCAGACUUUGAUGGCCCAGUUCAUCUGGAAGAAGCUCCACUACGACGCUGCCCAGACUACCAUCAUGCACUACUGGUUUGGACAGGCCUUCUUCUACUUCCAGGGGAACUCCAACAGCAUUGCCACGGUUGACAUCUCAGUGGGCUUCGUGGGACUAGAGAGCUACGUAGAGGCCCCGGCUUUCUUCCUCACCGCCCUCAGCACGUAUGCCGGGCCCCUGCUCUGGGCUGCCCACCUGGUUUGCUACCUCAGCUCAGAGAAGAGGAGCUCAGUGUCGGUCGGCCAUGGAUGCUACUGCUUGGCCCUUUUGCGGUCCGUGCCGGCGGCGGCCUACGUGGUGUUGGUCACAGCCCUGCGCUACCACCUCUUCAUCUGGAGCGUCUUCUCACCCAAGCUGCUGUAUGAGUCCAUGCACACACUGCUCACCGCUGCAAUUUGCCUCUUCUUCACCACCAUGGAGCAGAGCCGCAGCUCCAGCAGGCCCUAGGGAGCCCACCGCUCAGAGGGCUCUCAACUUUCAGGAAGGGGUUAAGGAGAAGGGCCAAAGGGAAAAGACUCAUGGGUAAUGGUGGUCCUGAUACUGUCCUAGUUGACUUCUCGAUACCCCACUCCUACACUCUGAAGGAGAAGGUGUGAAUGUACCUGCACUGGACUUCUAGGACUGCAGCAUUCAUUUGGGUGGCAGGUAGCCUAGUGGUUAAGAGCGUUGGACAAGUAACCGAAAGGUUGCUGGUUUGAAUCCCUGAGCAGACUAGGUGAAAAAUAUGUCGAUGUACCCUUGAGCAAGGCACUUAACCCUAAUUGCUCCUGUAAGUGGCUCUGGAUAAGAGUGUCUGCUAAAUGAAAACAAAAAUGUUAAAAUUCACCUUUUGGUACGCAAUAUCUUUUCUCAGAUGGAACUUUGUCUCUUGUAUGCACAACUUUUUUAGUAAGAUUUAGAUGUUUUAAGGUGGUGGGUUCUACUGAAGUCUGUUCAUGUAUUUAUUGAGCAGGGCUAUAAAUGAGUAAUGGAGUAAAUGUUAUGAAUUAUUUAAUUUGAAUGUGUCAAAGCACAAUCACUUGACAUUGGAUUUGUAUUCCUUCCUUUUGUUGUGUUAUUGUUUGUUUUGUUUCUGUAGAGUAGUAAGUUCUUCUAUUGACCACCGGCUCUGUAGUGCUCUAUCCCAGUAGAGUAGUAAGUUCUUCUAUUGACCACUGGCUCUGUGGUGCUCUAUCCCAGUAGAGUAGUAAGUUCUUCUAUUGACCACUGGCUCUGUGGUGCUCUAUCCCAGUAGAGUAGUAAGUUCUUCUAUUGACCACAGGCUCUGUAGUGCUCUAUCCCAGUAGAGUAGUAAGUUAUUCUAUUGACCACAGGCUCUGUAGUGCUCUAUCCCAGUAGAGUAAUACAUUCUUCUAUUGACCACCAGCUCUGUAGUGCUCUAUCCCAGUAGAGUAGUAAGUUCUUCUAUUGACCACCGGCUCUGUAGUGCUCUAUCCCAGUAGAGUAGUAAGUUAUUCUAUUGACCACUGGCUCUGUAGUGCUCUAUCCCAGUAGAGUAGUAAGUUAUUCUAUUGACCACAGGCUCUGUAGUGCUCUAUCCCAGUAGAGUACUAAGUUCUUCUAUUGACCACGGGCUCUGUAGUGCUCUAUCCCAGUAGAGUAAUACAUUCUUCUAUUGACCACCAGCUCUGUAGUGCUCUAUCCCAGUAGAGUAGUAAGUUCUUCUAUUGACCACUGGCUCUGUAGUGCUCUAUCCCAGUAGAGUAGUAAGUUCUUCUAUUGACCAUCGGCUCUGUAGUGCUCUAUCCCAGUAGAGUAAUACAUUCUUCUAUUGACCACCAGCUCUGUAGUGCUCUAUCCCAGUAGAGUAGUAAGUUCUUCUAUUGACCACAGGCUCUGUGGUGCUCUAUCCCAGUAGAGUAGUAAGUUAUUCUAUUGACCACAGGCUCUGUAGUGCUCAAUCCCAGUAGAGUAGUAAGUUCUUCUAAUGUCCACCGGCUCUGUAGUGCUCUAUCCCAGUUGCAUUAUAUUUCUAAUAGUCCUCCAUACACUUUUAUCAAUUAUAUAGGUUAUAUAAAUGAUAUACUGUAGAUGUGUUCCAAGCUGAUAGCAAGCCAUACUUCCCUCCCACUUUCUGCCAUAGGAUACACAGGUCGUAAGCUGUUUAUUUUAAUUAAACAUUUUUAUUUCAACUAUUUCAUACCCUAAAGUAAUAUGCAUACUUUUAGUUAUAUAUAUAUAUUUAUAUAUAUGUGUGUGUAUGUAUAGAUAUAUAUAUGUAUAGAUGUGUGUGUGUGUGUGUGUGUGUGUGUGUGUGUGUGUGUGUGUGUGUGUGUGUGUGUGUGUGUGUGUGUGUGUGUGUGUGUGUGUGUGUGUGUACAGUUGAAGUCGGAAGUUUACAUACACCUUAGCCAAAUACAUUUAAACUGUUUUUCACAAUUCUUGAUAUUUAAUCCUUGUAAAAUAUUCCUUAUUUUAGGUCAGUUAGGAUCACCACUUUAUUUUAAGAAUGUGAAAUGUCAGAAUAAUAGCAGAGAAAAUUAUUUAUUUCAGCUUUUAUUUCUUUCAUCACAUUCCCAGUGGGUCAGAAGUUUACAUACACUCAAUUAGUAUUUGGUAGCAUUGCCUUUAAAUUGUUUAACUUGGGUCAAACGUUUCGUGUAACCUUCCACAAGCUUCUCACAAUGAGUUGGGUGAAUUUUGGCCCGUUCAUCCUGACAGAGCUGGUGUAACUGAGUUAGGUUUGUAGGCCUCCUUGCUCGCACACGCUUUUUCAGUUCUGCCCACAAAUUUUCUUUGGUAUUGAGGUUAGGGCUUUGUGAUGGCCACUCCAAUACCUUGAUUUUGUUGUCCUUAAGGCAUUUUGCCACAACUUUGGAAGUAUGCUUGGCGUCAUUGUCCAUUUGGAAGGCCCAUUUGCGACCAAGCUUUAACUUCCUGACUGAUGUCUUGUUGCUUUAAUAUAUCCACAUAAUUUCCCUUCCUCAUGAUGCCAUAUAUUUUGUGAAGUACACCAGUCCCUCCUGCAGCAAAGCUCCCCCACAACAUGAUGCUGCCCCCCCCCCCCCCCCCCCCCAUAAACUUCUGACCCACUGGAAUUGUGAUACAGUGAAAUAAUCUGUCUGUAAACAAUUGAUGGAAAAAUUACUUGUCAUGCACGAAGUAGAUGUCCUAAUCGACUUGCUAAAAUUGUAAUUUGUUUACAAGAAAUGUGUGGAGUGGUUGAAAAACACAUUUUAAUGACUCCAACCUAAGUGUAUGUAAACAGUCAUUAAACUUGUUGUAGACCACCACAAGUCUGGUUCAUCCUAACUGACCUAAAACAGGGAAUUUUUACUAGGAUUAAAUGUCAGGAAUUGUUCAAAACUGAGUUUAAAUGUAUUUGGCGAAGGUGUAUGUAAACUUCCAACUUCAACUGUUGGUUUAUGUCAAAUGUUUUACUCUGGGAAUAUAUAGAAAUGCAGUGAAAGCUUUGUGAAUACAGUGGCUCAUUACUGGUAUACAGAUGACAAUUGAUUCACCUGGUGAAUGUCGUUAAUCUAAAGAUCAUUUUGAUUCACCUGCUGUGUGGGGACAAAGAUUAUUUCUUGGGUUACAUUUUCCAUCUAAAAGCUGUUAUUUUUUAUAAAUUCAUUUUGUUUGAAGCAAUAUUUCACUUCUAUUUCUGUAUUUCUCAUUUGAUUUCUAAUCUAAAAAUUGUAUAUGUGCUCCAAUCCACAAUUUGAUGUCUUCCUACUUCUGCCAGACGUGUGAAACCUAAUCAUUGGCAAAUGGGAGCCCUUGCCCUAACACGCUAAUCAAAUUAGAUUACAAAAUUAACUCAUAAAUUGCUUACUUAAAUUAAAGUUGUUUUCUUUCAUGAAGAUACCCCCUAGGAAAAUGUCCCUGUGAAUACUGAAUGCAAUUCCAAUGUAUAAAGCGGUUAGUUAAUUUGACACAAUCUGAUUGGUUAACUUGAAGAACUUGAACAGAGAUCCAUAUCCUUAUAAAGGACUCUCCAUGUCCAAUAAUAACAUGUCUGGUAAAUAAGCAUAUGAAGUUGCAGAUUGCAGCAUAUAUCACACAACUUUUAAUAUAUGAUAUUAGAUGUGAUUGUUAUGUAUGUUUUACUCACCGUAAUCUAAUAGCUAUGUAUGUGUUAAGUUAUUUUGUCUUAAUUUUGGGGUCAAAUAUGUUUUCCUUAUGUUAGCUGUGACCACUGUGAAGGGCUAAGCUGCUGUAUGUCUUAUUUAUGGCUAAAUGUACAGAGAUGCAGCCUUGAUUCUGUAGUGGACACAAUAUCUGCCAUUCCGUCAUGCAUCUUGAUUGUGAAAUCUCUUUAGUUUGAGAAAAAUGCGGACUAUUUUAGACGAUAAUUACUAACAUUUUGAGACAUCCAAGACCACAACAGCACAAUCUGUGCUUACUUAUCCUCCCUCACCCAACAGGUUUUCAAAGAAGCUUUGUGCUAACAUUUUCCCCUUAUUUCUGUUCGGUGAACAAUAAAGAAAAAUGUUUGUCAA
This is a messenger RNA of Salvelinus fontinalis (brook trout), 7256 nucleotides long. Its product is annotated as GPI ethanolamine phosphate transferase 2-like. NCBI's taxonomy places the organism in Eukaryota, Metazoa, Chordata, Actinopteri, Salmoniformes, Salmonidae. Gene Ontology annotation, biological process: GPI anchor biosynthetic process. The transcript has 14 exons. Gene Ontology annotation, cellular component: endoplasmic reticulum membrane. The coding region runs from base 340 to 3261 and encodes 973 amino acids. The record is from RefSeq and is a predicted model, not a curated record.